This is a messenger RNA of Mercurialis annua (annual mercury), 1697 nucleotides long. Its product is annotated as putative F-box protein At3g16210. The coding region runs from base 282 to 1433 and encodes 383 amino acids. The record is from RefSeq and is a predicted model, not a curated record. NCBI's taxonomy places the organism in Eukaryota, Viridiplantae, Streptophyta, Magnoliopsida, Malpighiales, Euphorbiaceae. Gene Ontology annotation, molecular function: protein binding. The transcript has 2 exons.
AUUAAUAAUCAAACGUGCCCUAAGAAAAAAAAUCAGGGAUUCCAAAUCCUAUUCCAAUUAGUAUUUCCAUUAAAUAAAAACCUUUCAUCUCCACAGUGAUACAAAUAACCCUAACUCUGUAUAUACACAAAUUAAACCUAAUAACAAAUCAAGAAGACGGUGUAUAGAAGAGACUGCAUUUAGUCCGUCAGUGCGGCGGUUUCCGGCAGAUUGCAAGGAACCAGUCCACCAGAGUAAGCCGGUAGCGUUCGAAUCAACGGACCGACUGUUCGAGAUCAACAAUGAAAAAAGCUGAGAUGUCAGAAUACUUGCCUGAAGAGGUAAUUAUUGAAAUAUUAAGCAGAUUGCCUGUCAAGUCAAUUUUGAAAUUCACAUGUGUCUGCAAAUUAUGGAAUUCUAUCAUCAAAACCCCUGAUUUCAUAUCCACUUUCUCAUCAAACAAACAUGACAAUUACAUCUUCCUGCUUCACCCUCAUAAGUUUGAUUACCGAUUCUGUAUGCAUUUCGACAACAAAGAUUUCGACGAAUACCUAUCCGUCCAACCACUCUUGAACCAAGCCAACGUCUCCGAAGUGAUCGGCUCGAGUAACGGUCUUGUCUGCCUCUUAUGCACCUACGCUAACACCAUUAACUCUAUGCGCGAUAUAUAUAAGUUUGUUAUUUGGAACCCUUCCAUUAGAAAAUAUUUGCUGGUACCUGAACCUAGUUUUCCCAUUCUAGGUUCACCUUACCCUUCAACUCGCCCAAAACUAGUCGGGUUUGGCUAUGAUACAAGGUUUAACGAUUUCAAAUUGUUUGUGGCUCAGUAUGCUAACUCGGUUACGAAUAUGGGUCUCUAUUCACUCAAUUCUAACACUUGGAAGACAAUCAAUGUUUCUCACAGCUUUAGAAAUCACAUAUAUUGUUUAUGCUCUUCGACUUUUAUCGAUGGUAGAUUUUAUUGGCAUCCUUACGAGAUAAGUAGGAAGUUGGUAUUGGUGUUUGAUUUAAGAGAUGAGAUGUUUGGAGAGAUAACGUUGCCCGCUGUAUGUUUGGAAGGUGUUCCCUUUAGAGAUUUUCAAAUCAAAGCAUUUGGAGAAUCAUCCAUCGCGGUCAUCGUUCAAACGGAUUUUUAUGAGAAUGAAAUAUGGGUGAUGAAAGAGUACGGGGCUGGUGAAUGGGUGAUGUUAGCUAGAGUUGGAAAACGUUGGAGAGGAUCGUCAAAUGUGAUUGAGUUUAGAGAUAAUGGUGAAAUACUAGUUUAUUUCUGUAGAGGGCAACGCUUAGCCUCGUAUAAUUUAAAUGGACGGAUAAAAAAUCUACCUUCCUUGAGCGGUGAAAAUCAUAGAUCAAGGCCUCCUUUUGCUUGUAGGUAUGUGGAGAGCCUAGCAUUACUUGACAAAGGUAAUGAUGUUUCAAACGAGCUGCCAAUUUCAUUUAUGAGUCAUGAGUGACACGGCUCAUGAGAGAAUACGUCGUGGAGGUUCUCAUGGACAAUUCUUCCUGUUUUGGCUAUGUGGAGAGAAGCAUCAUUGGGGAACUGGACGAAGAGCUUGAUGCGAACCUCGACUUGGGAAGCAUGAGAGCUCCAAUCAUCACAUGAUCAACUGUGAACCAAGUAUAGUGUGUAAUAAAAGAAUUAUAUUGAACGUUGCGCUGAAUUGGAAGUAAAUAUUUUGUGCUUAUUCUGUGUGUCGAAUGUGAUUUUAUUGAAUUAA